AGAACAGAGAGAAAGUUAGAGAGAGAGAUGAAAACAAGAGGAAGAGCAGCGACGAAGAAGACAUCGGCAGCUGAUUUCCUAACACCGCCACCAGAAGCAAAGACGGUGAACACUCGCAAGAAUUCUACCGUGUCAUCGCCGAAAUCCUUCGAAUUCACGCUCAAUUCUCCGACCUCAAAUGCUGCAAAUCGCCGGAAAUCACCGAUGGAAUCUUCGCCGCUGCGCAAAAAGAGGUGUCGUCUUCAAUAACUGAGCUGAAAGACGCAGUGUCGUCUCAUUUGGACUCGAUUAAGCGGCAGGUUGAGCGAUCUCACUCUGACAUUCUCAAGGAGGUCGAUUCUAAGCGCUUGAAGAUUCAGGCUCAAGCAUGUCAGAACCUAAUGGAUGGGACAGACAAGGAAGUUAAGAAGAUGUCUGAAAGGGUAGCUGAAAGCUGUGAAGCAAUGAAGGUUUUUUAUUCCGAGUUCAUGGUGGAUGCACAAACCAUUGCUGCUCGAGAAACCUCAGCGAUUUUCUCUCUCCUCUCGCGAAAACCACCAUCGCAGCUCCGAUUUUCUCUCUCCGUUCAAGACUCUCUGUUCGCCGCCGGUGUAUUGAAGAUUUAAGAUGACUGGAGUACAAAAACAAUACGAACGACGAAGCAAACACAAACAUGACAAACAAGCAACAAAUCCAGACAAUACUGAAGAAGGAAAUAAGAAUGAACGCGCCAAAGAAACGGAGCCAAUUGUCCCGUCAUCACUUUUGAACGACAUCAUGAACGAUUUAGAGGAACCCGAAGAUCACACCAAUCAAGAAACUGAAGUUAAAAUCAAUGAAGAAAGCAUUGAUAAUGGAAACCAAGAACAAGAGCCUGAUCUCACUAAAGGACGGGAAGAGACUGUCAGGGAAACCGAAACUCAAACCAAUGCAGAAACUGAACCUAUCAUCAAUGAAGAAACCAAUGCCAAUGUAAACAAAGAACAAGAGGAAGUGAAUCAGAAGAAUGACAAAAGAAGGAAACAUAUUGCAAAAAGGAAACAAGGGAAUGAAAUUGUUGUUAGAGAUGUCAAGAAGCACAAGUCUGCAGUUGUUGUGCACUCGAGAUCAAAAGACUGUGUAGAAGUGGAUAACAAAUCAAAACCGGUGGAGAAGAAAAAGGCUAGACUUUUGGUCCAAAGAAUACCACCAAAUUGGUUCAUGGCACUUAUUCCUAAAAUUCCGAGACAACACAGAGCUGCCAUUAGGAAAAUAGGCUUUGGUGCCUUCCUUGAUUUAGAUAUUGGUGCCCAUAAGUCUGCGUUUUCUGCUGAACUUGUAACAAGCUUAGACGCCAACAGAGUUAAUUUGGUGAUGGAUAACAAAGAAGAAAUAGAUAUUCAGUUGAAAGACAUACACCUUGUGUACGGGCUUCCAAUAGGAGGAAGGAAAAUAGUGGAACCGAAGAAGGAAGAAGAUGAAGAAUGGGUUUCAUUUCUGAGAACAUGGAGGGGAUUCUUUAACAUGGAAAGUGGAAGUCCAUACCUGUCAAAAGUAUUAGAUAGGUUGAAUGAGUUAUGUGAAAAAGACUUGUGUGAUGAAUUUUUAUGGCAUUUCGUGGUGUGUGUAGUGAAUACUUGUAUAUGCUCAACAUCAAGACCGGAAGUGGCAUACAAGUUUCUGUAUAGCUGCAUGGACAUACAGAAAAUUCAUGAAUUAGACUGGUGCCAUUACACUUUUGUAAAUAUGAAGAUAGCUGCUGAAAAAUGGAAAGGAGGAAAUGCUUAUUUCACUGGACCAUUGCCUUUCUUACUGAUUACAUAUUUUGACCGGUUGCAAAGGGAGAAGAUUGUGCAACCAAGAGAGUUCCCUCUCCUUUCAGUCUGGAACAGUGAGAGGAUAGAAGAAAGAAUGAAGAUUGAAAACAAGAGGGGCUUUGGAAAGGGGGUUGUGCUCAAAAGAAUAGCUUAUGAAGGAUUACUAGAAGAACAAGUUGAAGAACACAUAUACCAGAAAGAUCCUGACUUGCAAGCAGGCUCAUCAACUUCAUCCUACAACAUUAUGGGCUUUCUGGACAAAUUUGGGGAUUUGGCUAAGGCACUGGCUUCAAAUAUCAACGAGAUGUAUGUUAUGGUAGAUAAAGCAUCUGACCUUUUCAAAGAAGGCGAUACAGCAGAGGAACUGAAAAGGCUGGUCGAUAAUAUUUGGAGCAAGUACACAAAUAAGCCAACUGAGCCAAUUCUGCCCGAAGCACAAGAAAAAGUCAAGAGUCCUUCAGUUCUUAGCCAAGACAAACAAAUGUUUGAUGAACCUGGAUUCAUUGAGGAAUUGGACGUGGUAAUGGCUAAGGCAUGGGAAGAUUACCAAGAGAGAAUAGGUAUGAGUAAGAAAUUUGUCAAGCCACGUCCAACAAAAAAGAAAAAGAAGGCAAGAGAUGAAUCUGAUAUAUUAGGCUUCAAAUUGUUGACCCAAAGCCAAACCGAUGAAGAAGAAGAGCAACCCCUCCCAUUUGCUACAACAACGACACACAUCUUUGUUCCAGAAUCAGAAUCACCAGUGAUCCUUAGGGAUAUUCCAUCUUCAUCUGCAUUAAAGCCAACAGAAGUGAUUUCUCUCGACAGUGCUGAAUCGUUUGAAAAUAUGGAUUUGGAUUUGGACUUGGAUCUGGCACUUGGAGUUCAAAAAUCCUUGGAAAAUGCAGCAAACAAUGUCAAAAGCCAAGAACAAACAGACACAGAAAAUGCAACAAACAAGCCAAGUUCGGGUAAAGAUGAUGACCCUAAGGAAAGAGCGUCUGAUGUUGUUCCAACAGAGGCUACUUUGGGUAACAAUGAUCAGCAAAUGGGAACAGAAACUACUAAAACACCAACUGGUUUAGAUAUUGAUGGAAAGCAAGCUGGUUCGCCAAAAUAUGAGGAGCCAAAACAGAAAAUAGAUGAGCAGGAAGGGGGAAAUGAUGAAAGUAGAAAGAGUCAAAGAUGCAUUGAGAAGCUCCCGCAAUAUUUAAGAUCGCCUUUCAUGGUCAAACAUGAUGCAGCGUUCAAGAGAGUAGAUGUUGCUAAAAGAAGGAUGGCUGAUUAUGCAUUUGCUGAAGGACCAAUUGAUGAGCUUUUGUACAACGAUAAGCUAAACAAAAUCACAAGAGAAGAAAUGAAAAGUCUUGCGGGCGAAAAUCAUAUGCUCAACAAUAUAGCUGAUGCAUGGGCAUACCUUUUAAAUGUUGAAAACAGAAGGCGAGGUGUAGGAACAGAAAGUAGAUUUUUCUUCAGCACAAAGCCAUAUGACAUCUUAUGCAAAGAUAAGUACUUUCUUUCGAGUAUCAAGUUCAAUGAAAGAUAUCCUGCUUUGUUUAAAAGAAUGGAUGAAGAACUAGCACAUGCUAAAGUAACAAGCUUGCAAAGAGUUCAAUUGGUGUUUUUUCCGAUAGUUAAUGGUGGUCAUUACUAUCUAUUGUGCAUUAACUUCAUGAAUGGCAGUUUGGACGUGAUUGACAACCAAUGCAUUACACCCCCUAUGACGUAUUUGGGAAAAUACAAGAAUGAACCAAGAAAUAUGUUGAAAGGCUUCGCAGAAUAUUAUUUUGCAAGACACAAUGGAGGAAACAAAAGUUCUGUAACUGAUUUCAAAACAAGAAACCUGAAUAUGAAAUGGAAAAGCAACGCCAAUUAUGAUGAUUGUGGAGUGUUUUUGCUGAAGCACAUGGAAACUUAUUAUGGAGAGAGUGCAAAGGAAUGGAAUCCGGGACUGGAAAAAGACAACUUUGAGCAAAUGAAGAGAUUGAGAGUUGAAUAUUGUGGAAAGUUAUUGGCGCACAAAGAGAAUGAUGAACAUCAUACAAUGAUUUCAAAAUCAAGAACAUGGGCACUAGAAAACAAAAUUUGAGGAAAUUGUAAUAGCUAGUUGUAGAUCAAUGCUAGAAACAUGUAGCUUACAUGUAGCAUCAAAUUUCGUACUUGUUAUAAAUAGGUUGUGUUGAAGAUGUAGCUUAAAUGCUUAGAAUUUUUGGCUUUCUUGUUAGAACAUAUUUCUGAAGUGGUUAGAACAUUUAUGUGAAUUUCUUGUUAGUAUUAUAAAUACUAUGAG
Spinacia oleracea (spinach) is the source of this 4041-nucleotide messenger RNA. RefSeq lists its product as uncharacterized. Gene Ontology annotation, molecular function: cysteine-type peptidase activity. The record is from RefSeq and is a predicted model, not a curated record. NCBI's taxonomy places the organism in Eukaryota, Viridiplantae, Streptophyta, Magnoliopsida, Caryophyllales, Amaranthaceae. Gene Ontology annotation, biological process: proteolysis. Bases 607 to 3840 code for a protein of 1077 amino acids. The transcript is spliced from 17 exons.